Molecule: messenger RNA, 838 nt
Organism: Arachis duranensis
Lineage: Eukaryota; Viridiplantae; Streptophyta; Magnoliopsida; Fabales; Fabaceae
Product: abscisic acid receptor PYL8
Biological process (GO): abscisic acid-activated signaling pathway
Cellular component (GO): nucleus; cytoplasm
Molecular function (GO): signaling receptor activity; protein phosphatase inhibitor activity; abscisic acid binding
Source: RefSeq, a predicted model, not a curated record
GUGUGGUCAUUGGUGAGGAGGUUUGAUGAGCCACAGAAGUACAAGCCAUUUGUGAGUAGGUGUGUGGUGAGGGGGAACCUUGAGAUUGGGAGUCUAAGAGAAGUUGAUGUUAAGUCAGGGCUACCUGCCACUACCAGCACUGAGAGAUUGGAGAUCCUUGAUGACAAUCAGCAUAUUCUUAGUGUAAGGAUCAUUGGUGGUGAUCACAGACUCAGGAACUAUUCAUCUAUCAUGUCCCUCCACCCGGAAAUCAUUGAUGGAAGGCCAGGUACCCUGGUAAUUGAAUCUUUUGUGGUGGAUGUGCCUGAGGGGAACACAGAGGACGAGACCUGCUACUUCAUCGAAGCUUUGAUCAAGUGCAACCUCAAGUCACUCGCUGAUGUCUCGGAAGGGCUUGCCGUGCAGGAUCGCACUGAGCCAAUCGACCGGAUGCAAGAUUUGUUGAUAAGUGGCUGAGGAGACUCGGUUGCCAUGGAUGAAGCUUCGGGGGCUUUCCUUAUCUCGGAGGCUUUGGAGACGGACUGGCAAAUGGAAAUGGUGCAUGUUUUUCACUGUUAUAGAGUGGCAGAGUUAUUCAUUUGAUUUGAUCUAUCAAUUAUCCUUGUUAUAUAUGCUGGUUUCUCUCUUUAGUAGUUUAAAGAACAGAGUAUUCUUAGACACGUGUCUGAAUCUGGGGAAGUAAUAGGCGAAAAAACCAGGAGAUUCUGCGUGAACUGCAUGUUGUGUUCUUAAAAGAGAAACUCUUAGCAUGUAAGUAAGUCUCUUGUGUGUAUAGAUUCUAAGAUGCUUUGUAAAAUUGUUUUGAUUGAUCAUAUCAAACUACGGUAGAAUAUCGAUA